UGGCUGGGACGUGGUUCCAAGCCCAGGCAAUGCUGGGCACUGCCCUCUGGUCACCCUCAUCUCCUGCCUGGGCUUUUGAGAAGUCAAAAUUCAUCUACCAAGUCUUGAAAGCUUGAGGCUCAUUCCAUCCACCCACACUUGAAAGAAGGUAGCUCCCUUCCCCGCCCCCAGGCCCUCCUUCUCUCCUCCCCUCACCCUCCCUAUCUCCUCUGCCUCCUAGUUCAAAAGCAUCCAGACUCAAAGAGGCCUGCAGACAGCCCUGAGCUCACCUCUCAAAGCUGCUACCAGAGCCCAGGAAGAUCCAGAAUGAACGGCUUCCUCCUCGUCUUCACCAUCAGUCUCCUGGUGGCAGUUCAGAUACAAACAGGAGUCUUGGGGCAGAAUGAUACGAAGCCUGUGACCCCUGCCGCCGGCAUCACUAUCAAACUCCCAGCGAAACCCACAAAGGGUGGGGCCCCAUCUCACAUCAACGUGGGCGCCUGCAGUUUCUUCCUUUUCGCCAACACUUUCAUGUGUCUCUUCUACCUCGGCUGAGGGGAUGAUGGCGCUUCUACAGCCCUGUGCUCCUCCAAGAGCUACCACCGUCAGUGGCAAGAGAUCCCCAACCCAGUCCUUGGAAAGGGUUGACACCAGAGAUCCCAGGAAGUUGAAAUUGAUGGCCAAUGGCCAAAAUGGGGAGGUACUAAUGGAAGGGGCCAAGUAACACCCAGCUGGGGCUCAAUAAAGUUUUACUUAUGCUUA
This is a messenger RNA of Peromyscus maniculatus bairdii (prairie deer mouse), 741 nucleotides long. NCBI's taxonomy places the organism in Eukaryota, Metazoa, Chordata, Mammalia, Rodentia, Cricetidae. The record is from RefSeq and is a predicted model, not a curated record.